This is a messenger RNA of Antechinus flavipes (yellow-footed antechinus), 3301 nucleotides long. It is a transcript of the gene NEFM, whose product is annotated as neurofilament medium chain. Gene Ontology annotation, cellular component: axon; cytoplasm; intermediate filament. The record is from RefSeq and is a predicted model, not a curated record. Gene Ontology annotation, biological process: neurofilament bundle assembly. Gene Ontology annotation, molecular function: structural constituent of cytoskeleton. Lineage: Eukaryota; Metazoa; Chordata; Mammalia; Dasyuromorphia; Dasyuridae. The coding region runs from base 50 to 2767 and encodes 905 amino acids. The transcript has 3 exons.
CGGCCGGCAGAGCGCUGAGCCGGCCCCGUGCCUCCCGGAGCUGUCCACCAUGAGCUACGCGCUGGAGUCGCUGGGCGCGCCGGCCGCCUACCGGCGGGUCACCGAGACCCGCGCCAGCUACAGCCGCACUAGCGGCGGCUCGCCGUCCAGCGGCUUCCGCUCCCAGUCUUGGUCCCGCGGCUCCGCCGGCGGCGGCAGCCUGAGCAGCUCGGCCAUGUCCGUGUCCUAUAAGCGCUCCAUCCCCCGCAGCGCCUACGGCGGCCUGGGCUCGGCGCUGCUCAGCUCGGCCGAGAGCAGCCUGGACUUCAGCCAGUCCUCGUCGCUCCUGAACGGGACGGGCGCGGGCAUGGGCGUCGACUUCAAGCUGGUGCGCGCCAACGAGAAGGAGCAGCUGCAGGGUCUCAACGACCGCUUCGCCGGCUACAUCGAGAAGGUGCACUCGCUGGAGCAGCAGAACCAGGAGAUCGAGGCCGAGAUCCAGGCUCUGCGCCAGAAGCAGGCGUCCCACGCGCAACUUGGCGAUGUCUACGAGCAGGAACUGCGCGAGCUUCGCGCCGGCCUGGAGCAGGUGAACCACGAGAAAGCGCAGGUGCAGCUCGAGUCGGAGCACCUGGAAGAAGACAUCCAUCGCCUCAAAGAGCGCUUCGAUGAGGAGGCGCGACUUCGCGACGACACGGAGGCUGCCGUCCGCGCGCUGCGCAAGGACAUCGAGGAGGCGUCCCUGGUCAAGGUGGAGCUGGACAAGAAGGUGCAGUCGCUGCAGGACGAGGUGGCCUUCCUGCGCAGCAACCACGAGGAGGAGGUGGCUGACCUGCUGGCGCAGAUCCAGGCGUCGCACAUCACGGUGGAGCGCAAGGACUACCUGAAGACGGACAUCACGUCGGCGCUCAAGGAGAUCCGCUCCCAGCUCGAGUGCCACUCGGACCAGAACAUGCACCAGGCCGAGGAGUGGUUCAAGUGCCGCUACGCCAAGCUCACCGAGGCGGCCGAGCAGAAUAAGGAGGCCAUCCGCUCCGCCAAGGAAGAGAUCGCCGAGUACCGCCGCCAGCUGCAGUCCAAGAGCAUCGAGCUCGAGUCCGUGCGUGGGACCAAGGAGUCCCUGGAGAGACAGCUCAGUGACAUCGAGGAGCGCCACAAUCACGAUCUGAGCAGCUACCAGGACACGAUUCAUCAGUUGGAAAAUGAGCUCCGGGGAACAAAGUGGGAGAUGGCACGUCAUUUGCGGGAAUACCAGGAUCUCCUCAAUGUCAAGAUGGCCCUGGAUAUUGAGAUUGCAGCAUACAGAAAAUUGUUAGAAGGCGAGGAGACCAGGUUCAGUACGUUUUCCGGCAGCAUCACUGGCCCUUUCUACACACACAGACAGCCUUCCGUCACAAUAUCCAGUAAAAUACAGAAAACAAAAGUAGAGGCCCCCAAGCUGAAGGUUCAACACAAAUUUGUAGAGGAGAUCAUAGAAGAGACCAAGGUGGAAGAUGAAAAGUCAGAGAUGGAAGAUGCCCUGGCAGCUAUUGAAGCAGAAUUGGCUUCUAGUGCCAUGAAGGAGGAAGAGGAAAAGGAGGAAGAAGAAGCAGCUGAAGAGGAAGAAAUUGUUGCCACCAAAAAGGCUGCUGUGGAGGCUGCUGCUCCAGAAGCUGAGGAAGGUGAGGAAGAAGGUGAGAAAGAAGAAGGGGAAGAGGAGGCAGAAGAGGAGGAAGAAGAAGAUGAGGGUGCUAAGUCAGACCAAGCCGAGGAAGGAGGAUCUGAAAAGGAAGGAUCCAGUGAAAAAGAUGAGGGUGAACAAGAAGAAGGAGAAACUGAAGCUGAGGGUGAAGAACUGGAGGCUAAGGAGGAAAAAACAGAAGUGAAGACUAAGGAAAAAGUCGUCAUCAAGGAGCUUGUUGUAGAAUCUACAUCAGUGAAAACGGAAAAAGCCAAGUCUCCUGUGGCCCUGUCACCCCCAGCAAAGUCACCCAUAGCAAAGUCUCCUGCAGCUCUGUCUCCCCCAGCAAAAUCCCCCACAGCAAAGUCCCCUGCGGCUCUGUCACCCCCAGAAAAGUCACCAACGGCAAAGUCCCCUGCGGCUCUGUCCCCUACAGCCAAAUCUCCCAUGCCAAAGUCUCCCAUGCCAAAAUCACCAAUGCCAAAAUCUCCUGUGGAGGAAGUGAAAGCUAAAGCAGAGGAAGAUAAGGAAGAAGCUGCAGUAGCUGCAGGAGAAAAGGAAUCCCCCAAAGAAGAGAAAAAGGAAGAACGUGCAAAAGAAGUCCCUGAAAAGAAAAAAGCUGACUCCCCUGUCAAAGAAACAGUCGUGGAAGAGGUGGACACUGUCACCAAAUCCGCUAAGGUUGGUUCUGAGAAAGAGGUUGAAGAGGAGGAGGGAGGGAGUGAGGAAGGAAGUGACCAGGGUUCAAAGGGAUCCACAAAGGAAGACAUAGCAAUCAAUGGGGAAGUAGAAGGCAAAGAGGAGGAGGAGGAGGAACAGGAAACCAAAGAAAAAGGUAGCGGGAGAGAAGAGGAGAAAGGGGUGGUCACCAAUGGGCUUGACUUGAGCCCAGCAGAGGAAAAGAAAGAGGGAGACAAGAGUGAAGAGAAAGUCGUGGUGACCAAAAAGAUAGAGAAAAUCACCAGUGAAGGUGGGGAUGGAGCUACCAAAUACAUCACCAAAUCUGUCACCGUGACCCAAAAGGUAGAGGAGCAUGAAGAAACCUUUGAGGAGAAGCUAGUGUCCACAAAAAAGGUAGAGAAGGUCACCUCUCAUGCUAUAGUCAAAGAAGUCACCCAGAGCGAUUAGGAGAAUCAGUCAGGUACAAAAGGUUAAGCCAUAUGACAACUUCAAAAUGCAUGUGAUUGACGGCUUCAAAGCAGAACCGGUUCUCCCAUGAGGGCUCCUGACACUGUAUUUUACUUUGUGCAACAUAAGGGACCUGCAUGCAAGCUCAGGGUGUGCUCCCUUCACAGUCUUUGGGGGAUUAACAAUGCAUGAUCUGUAAUGUAUCUAGGAAGUUUUUCUUUUUCCCAUUUCCUAAGCUGUUGGAAGGGGGGGGACACUCUGGAGGGAUGUCUUGAGAUGUAUUAUGCAAAGAUUCAACUGAGCCAAAAAUCAUAUUAAUACUAAUAAUAAUGAUCAUGAUAAUAAUAAUAAUGAAACCGAACUCUUAGCCUUAAGAAAGCUAUUUAUUGAAUAAUUAUGUUUACCUCACUGGAGCAAUUAAGAUGGGCAUUCAUUCAUGGGAGAACCUCUGACAUGCACAGUUUGCAACCUUUUGUGGAUUGAUGUAAAACGUCCCAGCAGUUCUUGCUCAAUAAAGGUCAUAUUGGAAACAUG